Molecule: messenger RNA, 701 nt
Organism: Cebus imitator (Panamanian white-faced capuchin)
Lineage: Eukaryota; Metazoa; Chordata; Mammalia; Primates; Cebidae
Product: carboxypeptidase Q-like
Exons: 2
Coding region: 48-386 (112 amino acids)
Biological process (GO): proteolysis; thyroid hormone generation; peptide catabolic process
Molecular function (GO): metallodipeptidase activity
Source: RefSeq, a predicted model, not a curated record
CUAUUUUCUUUUGUGUUUAGGUAAAUGUUUCCAACUACAGUCUGGUGAUGGAGUCUGACGCGGGAACCUUCUUACCUACUGGACUGCAGUUCACUGGCAGUGAAAAGGCCAGGGCCAUCAUGGAGGAGGUCAUGAGCCUGCUGCAGCCCCUCAAUAUCACUCAGGUCCUGAGCCAUGGAGAAGGGACAGACAUCAACUUUUGGAUCCAAGCUGGAGUACCUGGAGCCAGUCUACUUGAUGACUUAUACAAGUAUUUCUUCUUCCAUCACUCCCAUGGAGACACCAUGACUGUCAUGGAUCCAAAGCAGAUGAAUGUUGCUGCUGCUGUUUGGGCUGUUGUCUCUUACGUUGUUGCAGACAUGGAAGAAAUGCUGCCUAGGUCCUAGAAACAGCAAGAAAGAAACAUUUUCAUGCUUCUGGCCAGGAAUCCUGGGUCUGCAACUUUGGAAAACACCUCUUCACAUAACAAUUUCAUCUAACUCAUCUUCAAAGCACAACUCUGUUUCAUGCUUUCUGUUAUUAUCUUUCUGAUACUUUUCAAAUUCUCUGAUUUUAGAAGAAGGAAUCAUUCUCCCCUGCCUGCCACCACAUAGAAUCAACAUAUGGUAGGGAUCACAGUGAGGGCAUUUCUUUAUAUUGACUCUUAAAAAUAUUGUUUCCACUUUAAAACUAAAAGCUUAAUAAACUUUUGGAAGAUCUCA